Messenger RNA from Cydia amplana, 2599 nucleotides. Its product is annotated as spermatogenesis-associated protein 20. Gene Ontology annotation, biological process: carbohydrate metabolic process. The transcript is spliced from 6 exons. NCBI's taxonomy places the organism in Eukaryota, Metazoa, Arthropoda, Insecta, Lepidoptera, Tortricidae. Bases 119 to 2599 code for a protein of 826 amino acids. The record is from RefSeq and is a predicted model, not a curated record.
AUCGCGUUUUGCGUAUUUAUUAUUGGCGCAGUGCAGAAUCAAAACAAAAUUAUAUAAGCAACAGAACUCGAUGAUAUCUCUAUUGUUUUUGCCGUAAUCGUCGUUGUUUUGUUUUAUUAUGCCUAAUGGACGGACAGUGUUGUUGCUGCGACGUUUGUCGACAGGGGACAACAGAUUGAAGAGUAUCAAUUUGAAUCAAAAUACAACCAAGGAGCCGCAUAUUGUGAACCCGGUGUGCUCUCAUCGCGAUAUAAAUUUGUCGAAAAGAAUCUCUACAUUUGGUCAAAACAAUCAGCUUCCAGUUGUUUCCCCUCAACUCACAAGAAGCUUCAGUGACAACAUAAUAAAAAUGGCCACACCAACUGCUGAAUCCAAUCCUAUUGAAGUGCCAAAACAUACCAAUGCCCUUGUGUCCGAGAAGUCUCCAUAUUUGCUUCAGCAUGCUCACAACCCAGUGCAAUGGUACCCAUGGUCCCAGGAAGCAUUCGAUAAAGCCAAGAAAGAAAACAAACUCAUCUUCCUGUCUAUAGGAUACUCCACUUGCCACUGGUGCCAUGUGAUGGAGAAAGAAUCUUUUGAAAAUGAAGAAGUUGCCAAAAUUAUGAAUGAAAACUAUAUCAAUAUUAAGGUGGAUCGUGAGGAAAGGCCAGAUAUAGACAGAGUUUACAUGCUGUUUAUAACAGCUACCACUGGCAGUGGUGGAUGGCCCAUGUCUGUAUUUCUCACUCCUGACUUGCUGCCAGUCACUGGAGGAACAUAUUUCCCUCCUGAAAACAAGUAUGGUCGCCCUGGCUUUAAAACUAUUCUUUUGUCACUUGCUAAAAAGUGGAAAGAAAAUACUGAGCAAUUCAAACAGGCAGGCAUCGCUAUAAUGGAUGCACUUCAAAACUUAUCCAAGGGUGAUGCUGAACUGUCGCCAUCCGUACCUGGGGAAGCGACAUGGAACAAAUGUGUGCAGAGAUACAUUGCUAACUUUGAACCCCAUUUUGGUGGAUUCGGUAUGGCUCCUAAAUUUCCGAAUUGUUCAAUUUUUAACUUCCUCUUUCACUUCUAUGCUCGAGACAAGUCAAAUCGUGUAGGAAAGCAAUGUUUAGAGAUGUGCUUGCACACCCUAACUAAGAUUGCCAAGGGUGGUAUCCAUGAUCACAUCUCUAGUGGAUUUGCUCGAUACUCAGUUGACAAUGACUGGCAUGUGCCUCAUUUCGAAAAGAUGUUGUAUGAUCAGGCACAACUCGCAUGCGCUUAUACCGACGCUUAUCUUGCGACUAAAGACGAAUUUUACGCUGACGUCGUUCGUGAUAUAAUUAAAUACGUGAACAGAGAUCUGAGGCAUGUAGAAGGUGGUUUUUAUAGUGCUGAGGAUGCUGAUUCAUAUCCAUUUCAUGGGGCUCCUCAUAAGAAGGAAGGGGCAUUUUGUGUUUGGGAAUAUAUAGAAAUAGAGUCACUCCUAAUUGAGAAAACUGUCAAUGAUAUACCCUACAUGGACAUUUUCUGUCACUACUUUGGGGUCGAAGAAGAUGGAAAUAUUUCACCAGACAGUGACCCCCAUGGAGAGCUCAAAGGGAAGAACAUGUUUAUUGUUUAUGGCAGUAAAGAAGAAACUGCUAAAAAGUUUGGAUUGUCUAUGGAACAGUUUAAUCAAGUGAUUAAGGAAUGUACUGAGAUCUUGUAUGAGGCCCGUCAAGAGAGACCGAGGCCACAUCUUGACAGCAAAAUGCUGUGCUCAUGGAAUGGCCUGAUGAUCUCUGGUUUAGCUCAGGCCGGACAAGGUUUAGGAGAAAAGGAAUACGUUGAAGAUGCUAUUAAAACUGCAAAUUUCAUUAAAAAGUAUUUACACGAUCCGGAAAGUAAGAAAUUGCUUCAUUCUUGCUACAGGGCAAAUGAUGGAUCAGUUGCUCAGAUAGAAAAACCGAUCGAAGGAUUCUUAGACGACUACGCGUUUCUGGUGAAAGGUCUCCUGGACCUGUAUGAAGCAUCACUGGACCUCUGCUGGCUGAACUGGGCGCGCGAGCUGCAGAAGAAACAGGAUGAGCUGUUCUGGGAUGAGGCGAACGGCGGGUACUUUAGUACCUCGGAGGGAGAUGAUAGUGUUGUGCUGAGACUGAAAGAAGACCACGACGGCGCCGAGCCCUGCGGCAACAGCGUCUCCUGCCACAACCUGCAGCGCCUCGCCGCCUACGCCGACAAGAGCGCCGCUUCCGAAGGCGGCGACAAGGAGCGCGACAUGGCCAGGCGGUUACUUACGGCGUUCGCGCAUAGACUGACCAACUCGCCUACAGCCCUGCCGGAGAUGAUGUCAGCUCUCAUGUUUUACAAUGAUUCACCCACUCAGGUGCUGAUAGCGGGCGGCUGCUCGGACCCGCGCACGCUGGAGCUGGUGCGCGUGGUGCGGUCGCGGCUGCUGCCGGGCCGCGUGCUCGCCGUGGCCGACCCCGCCGCAGACUCGCCCGCCGGUAUGUCCGACAUACUGCUGUCCCGCAUCAGACCAGUGGGCGACACGCCGACGGCCUACGUGUGCCGCCGCUACGCCUGCUCGCUGCCCGUCACCGAUGUCAAACAGCUCGAGACGCUGUUGGAUGAGCAGCCAGCCACUAACUAA